AUGGCGCGGGCUUUCGCGGAGCAUGAGGCCAAUCUGCCCGUCGGGGAUACGCUGGGACAGACCCUGAUCCCUGUGAUCAAUAAACUGCAGGAUGUGUUUGCCCAGGUGUCCCCGGAUGUGAGACUGGACCUCCCCCAAGUUGCCGUGAUCGGCAGCCAGAGCAGCGGCAAAUCCAGCGUCUUGGAGGCACUGGUCGGCCGCGAUUUCCUGCCCCGGGGGUCCAACAUCGUGACGCGGCGCCCCCUGAUCCUGCAGCUGAUAAAGAUCCCUCCCUCCCCCGCCGGCCCCGCCGGCGACUGGGGCGAGUUCCUGCACUGCCACGGCAAGCGCUUCCACGACUUUGACCGCAUCCGGCAGGAGAUCCUGGCAGAGACGGAUCGGCUGGUGGGCACCAACAAGGGUGUCAGCGACAAGCCCAUCCGCCUCAAGAUCUAUUCCUCCUCCGUCCUGACAAUGACGCUCGUGGACCUGCCCGGCAUCACGCGUGUGCCCGUGGGUGACCAGCCCAACGACAUCGAGGCGCGGGUGCGUGCCAUGGUGCUGGACUACAUCGCCGCGGAGUCGUGCAUCAUCUUGGCGGUGACCCCCGCCAACCAGGACCCGGCCGCCUCUGACGCGCUGGAGCUGGCGCGGCGCGCCGACCCCGCAGGCGCGCGCACCAUCGGCGUGCUGACCAAGCUGGACCUGAUGGACCGCGGGACCGACGCGGUGGCCGCGCUGCGCAACGAGGUGGUCCCCCUGCGCCUGGGUCACGUGGGCGUGGUCCUGCGCAGCCAGGAGGACAUCGCCAGCCGGCGCGGCAUGGCCGAGGCGCGCGCCGCGGAGCGCGCCUUCUUCGAGGCGCGGCCCACGCUGGACGGCGGGUCGGACGCGCUGCCCACCGACGAGCUGGCGGGCGGCGCGCGCCUGCGCCACGUCUUCCGCGAGGUGCUGGGCCCCGGGCUGGACGCGCUGGACCCGACCGCGGAGCUGAGCGACGCCGACGUACGCACCGCCAUCCGCAACUCCGGCGGCGUGCGCGGCGCGCUGCUCAUCCCCGAGGCGCCCUUCGAGCUGCUCACGCGACGCGCGGUGGAGCGCCUGCUGGCGCCCUGCCUGCAGUGCAAGGAGUACGUGCACGCCGAGCUGCUGCGCGCCGCCGCCGCCGCCGCGCCGCCGGACGUCGCGCGCUUCCCGGCGCUGCGCGCCGUGCUGGCCGAGGCGGUGGAGGCGUACGUGGAGCAGGGCGCGGCGCCGGCCGAGGCCAUGAUCCGCAACCUGGUGGCCUGCGAGCUGGCCUUCAUCAACACCUCCCACCCGGACUUCAUCGGCGGCAACCGCGCCAUCGCCCAGGGUGGCGGCCUGGCGCGCCCGCCGGCCACGCUGCGCGUGCCGGCCGCCAUGUCGGACCAGGAGGCGGUGCAGGUGGACGUCACGCGCCUCCUGGUCGCCUCCUACUUCAACAUCGUGCGGCGCAACAUGCAGGACCUGGUGCCCAAGGCGCUCAUGCUGUUCCUGGUCAACAACCUGCAGCGCGGCCUGCAGCAGCACCUCAUACACACCCUGUAUCGGGAGGAGCUGUUCGAGGAGCUGAUGACGGAGCGGGAGGACGUGGCGGCCAAGCGGUCGGGGUGCCUGAGCGCGCUGCGCGCGCUGCGCGCGGCCCUGGUCACACUGGAGGGCCUGCCGGGGGAGAUGGCGGGCAGGGCAGCGGCGUCGGGGCGCUGGAGCUUCAAGGCCAUGCUGGCGGAGAUUCCAACCUCGGGGUACCAGCCCUUGUUCCAGUGCCAAGUCCUGCCAGCCAUCCUCUGGCCUGGCCACUGCUCCCAACCAUAG
Molecule: messenger RNA, 1815 nt
Organism: Auxenochlorella protothecoides
Lineage: Eukaryota; Viridiplantae; Chlorophyta; Trebouxiophyceae; Chlorellales; Chlorellaceae
Product: Dynamin-1-like protein
Exons: 8
Coding region: 1-1815 (604 amino acids)
Cellular component (GO): membrane; cytoplasm; microtubule
Molecular function (GO): GTP binding; GTPase activity; microtubule binding
Source: RefSeq, a predicted model, not a curated record